GAUUGUGAGGCGGCGCUUGGUAGGGAGGCGGGGAGGAACCACCCAACCGAAUUGACGUCACCGGACCAAAACGAAGCUAAGGAGAAAGAACAGCUCGAACCCUGGAAGGCGGGAAGCCCAUGAGGUCACUACUGGAAAAUGUGUGGCCGCACAGCAGUUUGUCUUGGAGCAGAUGGCAUCCGUCGGGCCUGCGCAUACCAGGAUAAGCAGGGGAGGACAAGAUACCCUGAUUGGAAAAAUGCUGACAAAUAUAGUCCAUCCUACAAUAAGUGUCCACAGUCUAACAAUCCUGUGCUUCUCUCCCAACAACACUUUGAGAAGGAUUCUAGUUCUUCUGAGCGUGUCCUUGUAGCCAUGCGUUGGGGACUUAUUCCAGCCUGGUUCAAGGAAGAUGACCCAUCUAAAAUGCAGUAUAACACUUCAAAUUGUCGCAGUGACACCAUGAUGGAGAAACUCUCGUACAAGGGGCCUCUGCUCAAAGGCAAGCGCUGUGUGGUGCUGGCUGAUGGCUACUAUGAAUGGCAGCAGCGCAAUGGACAGAAGCAACCCUAUUUCAUUUACUUCCCCCAGAUUGUGCAAGAAAAGAUCAGGGAACCAGAUAUAGAAGAUGAAGAUCCAGAUGGUCAAAGGUUACUCACCAUGGCUGGUGUUUUUGAUUGUUGGGAACCUCCUAAUGGAGGGGAAGCAUUGUACAGCUACACCAUCAUCACAGUAGAAGCUUCUAAGAGUGUAAACUCCAUCCAUCACAGGAUGCCAGCUAUUCUGGAUGGGGAUGAGGCUAUUGGAAAAUGGUUGGACUUUGCAGAAAUACCCACACAGGAAGCACUUAAAUUUAUUCAACCCAUAGAGAAUCUUGCCUUCCACCCAGUCUCGACUGUAGUGAACAACUCUCGAAACAAUACACCAGAAUGCAUUGCACCCAUUCAGCUGGACCUCAAGAAGGAGACCAAAAUCAGUGCAAGCAGCAAAAUGAUGAUGAACUGGUUAACAAGCAGACCUAAGAAAGAGGAAGGUGAUGGCUUACCAGGGUGGUCCAGCCAGUUCAUCCAAGCAGCAGCAUCCAGGAAAACCAGUAUAAAUGUAAUGAACCAGGGGAUGGGAAAGGAAGAGGGGGAACCUUCUGCAAAGCAGUACAAAAAUCAGUAAUUUGUGGACCCUUGGACUUCAUGCCAAGAUAACAGGCUCACCCAACAAAUGAGUUCUGACACUUGUGCUUGCUGCCCAGAAUAUUUAAAUAUGGUUGUUUCUACUAAUUUGAAGUGUGGCGUGGGUGUUCCUGAUGGUUUACUGAUGCCUAGCUGUUGAGACUUAACAUGUAAUACUUUGUCUCCAGUGGAAGUUGGGAUGUGGAUUUUACUUGGAAUAGUGCGCUUGAGUUGGAGAUUCUGUUGCAAAAUGAUAAGUAACUGUUAUCUAGGCGUGUUCUUAAAUGAGUUCAAGUGUUACAAUCUCUGAGAAGCUAUUUUGCAUUCUGUAAUGUUUUCUUAUUUUUUCUAAGGAUCAACUAUAUUGGUGGGGAAACCACCCCAUUAAGGUGUAAUUACAGCAGCUGUUGUAUUAUCACAUUUUGACAUUUUCAAUUUAAGAUCAGUGGUAAAAAUCUUCACGUCAACAUGAUGGAAAGAAAGCUUUGUCCUACUUUAUGUCCACAGAGCAUUCUCAAUAUUAACCUCAUAGGAAGAAAUACCUAAUAUUCCUCUGUGGUUUUAGUUUUAGCAUAGCAUUUUCUGAAGGAGCAAAGGGCAAAGUUAAUGACAUCAGAAAUCUGCUAUAUAGUUGCCUUGUCAAAGGAGACACUUAAGCAGAAUGAAAAACAUUUACAAUUUUAAAUUCUGCAAUAAAGACAGUUACUGUAUUUUGCAGAAUGGGAGCUUUCUCUGGUUUGGGGAAAAUGUUUUCCUUCUGAGGUUAGUGUUGUUCAAGAAUGACAAUGUAAAUUUGGGCUUUGUUCUAAGUAUUUUUAAUAAGAUUAUGUAACAUUUAUCAAAGAUGACAGUUUGAGCAAAGAAUUUGGUCAAACAUGGAACUUCUGGAGAGCCCUAGUUACUUGACUUUUCAACAAUGGUUACAAGAAAUAUAGUCUUUAGCUGCCCUGUUACGCAAUAUCAUUAUCACACAGUUCUAGUUGUUUAUUAAAACAAAAGCCUAAAA
Heteronotia binoei (common prickly gecko) is the source of this 2151-nucleotide messenger RNA. RefSeq names its product 5-hydroxymethylcytosine binding, ES cell specific (gene HMCES). NCBI's taxonomy places the organism in Eukaryota, Metazoa, Chordata, Lepidosauria, Squamata, Gekkonidae. The record is from RefSeq and is a predicted model, not a curated record. Bases 139 to 1146 code for a protein of 335 amino acids. The transcript has 7 exons. Gene Ontology annotation, biological process: DNA damage response. Gene Ontology annotation, molecular function: single-stranded DNA binding.